Messenger RNA from Triticum turgidum subsp. durum (durum wheat), 765 nucleotides. The record is from the annotation of a GenBank genome assembly. NCBI's taxonomy places the organism in Eukaryota, Viridiplantae, Streptophyta, Magnoliopsida, Poales, Poaceae.
AUGCGCUUGAAUGAAACUGAUUUUUAUACAAUUGCGGAUAGAGGAAGUGUCAUGUCAGGGACAGGGAGGAUAUUGAUAGUUGUUGAGAUUGAUUCAGAUGUGGAUGAAAAGGAUUGGACCACAUUUUAUUCAUAUGUGGCAAGCAUGGAUGGAGGAAGCAAAGUGAUCAUCUUAAGUAGGCUUAAAAAGAUGGAGAAAUUUGGAACCAUGAAUCCAAUUUUUCUCAAUGUCUUGACAUAUGAGGAGUUCAGCUACCUCUACAAGGCACUCGCAUUCGGAAGUGCAAACCUGGGGGAACACCUGCAGUUGGUACAAAUAGAAGACAGGUUUGCCAGAGAGUUACAAUCGAGAUGGUCAAUUCUCGCUACAAAUUUGUUUGCAGAUGUAAUGAGAACGAACCUGAAUGUUCAUUUCUGGCUUAGUAUAUUGAGCAGGUGCAGGAGACUAGUUGAUAGAAACCUCUCCAUGUUUGGUGAGCAUCCAAAAUUACGUCUUGAAAAAGGUCUUCCAAUAGAUGUGACGGACAUGGUUCUGCGUCCUGCUUCUCCACUUCAGUUCGUUUGGAAUAGCUCAAACAAUGUUCCAGUGAAGGAAUUACCACAGGUGACCUUUACAGAGCUAUUAGUGGAUCUUAAGCCAAAGAUGCAGGCCACUGUAGUGAGAUUUGAAUCAAGAAUUCCACCUUAUACUACAUUUGAUCACAUUCUUUCAAGUUAUGCUCAACAUACUCCUCAGCCCGGGGCCAAGCGUAGAGGAGUGCCUUAA